This is a messenger RNA of Poeciliopsis prolifica (blackstripe livebearer), 3391 nucleotides long. RefSeq names its product phospholipase A2, group VI (cytosolic, calcium-independent) (gene pla2g6). The coding region runs from base 85 to 2550 and encodes 821 amino acids. The record is from RefSeq and is a predicted model, not a curated record. Gene Ontology annotation, molecular function: protein binding. The transcript has 19 exons. NCBI's taxonomy places the organism in Eukaryota, Metazoa, Chordata, Actinopteri, Cyprinodontiformes, Poeciliidae. Gene Ontology annotation, biological process: positive regulation of ceramide biosynthetic process; cardiolipin acyl-chain remodeling. Gene Ontology annotation, cellular component: mitochondrion.
GCAGGUUUGGUUGCGGCGUCGGCUGUUGAUGUAGCUGUCAAAAGUCAGGCUGUCCGUCGCGCUGAGAGCAGCUAGCAGGUAGCGAUGCAGUUCCUGGGCCGGCUGCUGGACACCGUCUCCUCCGUGUCGACCCUCUUCACGAACCCUUACCGGGUCAGAGACGUCCAGCUGUCUGAUUAUGGAGGAGGAGGCAAAGUUCGGCUGAAGGAGGAAGGACGCAUGGUCCUGUACAAAAACACACAGUACCAAUCAUGGGACUGUGUCCUCCUGUCCCCUGAAACGCCCACUGUGGCUCUAAGGCUGUUUCAGGUGGGGUCAGAGGAGGAUGCCAUGAACUGGUUCCCCCAGUACGCCCUCAAGCUGCGGCCUUUCUACGAGAUUCUGCCCCUGAAGGCGGACACGGUGCAGACCAUCGUGGACUGCAUUCGCAGCCAUCCUGACUGGAGCUCUGCUCACAUCGCUGUGGACACGGGCAUGAGAGAGUGCCUCAAGCAUAACUACGUUCAGAGUCAGAUCAACGCGCGGGACGCGUCUGGCCAGACGCCUCUGCACCUGGCGUGCGAACGGGGCGACUUGGCGUGCGUGAAGGAGCUGCUGGACGAGAGCCAGGCCCGCACCGACAUCAGAGACCAGAACGGAGAAACCCCCAUGCACUACGCCGCCAAGCAGGAUUCCCCCGUCAUCAUCCAGGCUCUGUGCUCACGGCUGUGCUCAGGGGUGAAUGAGCUCAACAGCAACGGAGAAACGCCGCUCCACGUGGCCUGUCGCCUGGGCCGGGUGGAAUCCGUCAAAGCCCUACUGGAGGGGGGGGCCAAGUGCGACACCAUGGGCAGCACAGGAAACCCCAUCCACACCUCCAUGAAAUACAGCGAGAAGGGCUGCGUGGAGGAGAUUCUCAAAGCAGAUCCGUCCCAGCUGCAAGCCGAAGACUCCAUGUACGGAGGGACGCCCCUGCACUGGGCCAAAACCGCUGAGAUGUGCCGCAUGCUGCUGGACCGCGGCUGUGAGAUAAACUACCUCAGUAAGACCGGCGAGAGCGCCCUCCACAUUCUGACCAAGAAGGGCCGCUUUGAGGCCGCCAUGGUGCUGCUGACCCACGGGGCCAACGCCAACCUGAAGGGCCAGGACGGAAACACGGCCCUGCACCUCGCUAUGAAGAUGGACCACAUGGAGCUGAUUAAAGGUUUGAUUGUGUUUGGCGCCGAUGUUGAGAUCCACAACGACCUGGGAGAAACACCCGGGCUGAUCGCAGCUCGCACCAGCAAAGGUCCUAAUAGAAAGAUCCUGCUGGACAUGCUGUGUAGUGUAGGAGUGCAGCGCUGCCUUCCUCGCUCCCCCAGCAGCCCUCCUCCUCUGCCUCCUCCUCCGGUCUCAAACAAGUCCAAGCCUCGAGCCAUAGGGUUUGAGGACAUCCUGUACGUCGGGGCUGCAAUCGGAGCAAUCGGAAAAUCUGAAAUUGAUGGACAAGUAGCGGAGAAAAAGAAGAUAGACAGACUGCUAUGUUUGGACGGUGGUGGUAUCAAAGGCCUGGUUCUGAUCCAGAUGCUGAUCGCCCUGGAGAAGGAGGCGGGUCGGCCGACCAGGGAGCUCUUCGACUGGGUCGCUGGGACGAGCACCGGAGGCAUCCUCGCGUUAGCAAUAGUCCAUGGUAAGUCCAUGGAGUACCUGCGCUGCCUGUACUUCAGAAUGAAGGAGCAGGUGUUCAGAGGGUCCAGGCCGUAUGAAUCGGCACCGCUGGAGGACUUCCUGAAGAAAGAGUUUGGAGAGAACACAAAGAUGACAGACAUCAGAUUCCCAAGGGUCAUGGUGACCAGCGUUCUGGCCGACAGACAUCCAGGUGAGCUCCACAUCUUCAGGAAUUAUGACCUUCCGUCUGUCCGCAGAGAGCCCUCCUACGCCACCACCGCCACCUUCAAGCCUCUCACCAUCCCACAAGGGUGGGAGGAUGAGGAUGUGUUGAUAGUAGGAUACACAGAUGAGCCGCCCAGAAAGCGUAGGAAGGUGACAGAUGAAGAACAACUCGUAUGGCGAGCCGCCCGCUCCAGCGGCGCCGCACCCACCUACUUCCGACCAAUGGGCCGCUUCCUGGACGGAGGGCUGUUGGCCAAUAACCCGACGCUAGACGCCAUGACAGAAAUCCAUCAGUUCAACAAGUCAUUAAAAGCUGAGGGUCGUGCAGCGAACAUCAAGAAGCUGGGGAUUGUUGUUUCUCUUGGAACAGGCAAACCUCCACAGGAAGUGGUGACCUCCGUGGACGUUUUCCGACCCUCCAACCCUCUGGAGCUGGCCAAGACGUUCGUAGGCGCCAAGGAGCUGGGCAAAAUGUUGGUGGACUGUUGUACAGACUCUGAUGGCUGCGCCGUGGACCGGGCUAGAGCCUGGUGUGAGAUGAUCGACACCAUCUACCACAGACUGAGCCCCCAGCUGUCCCAGGAGGUGAUGCUGGACGAAGUGAGCGACGAGGUUCUGGUGAACAUGCUAUGGGAAACGCAGAUGUAUCUGUUUGAGAAACGGGAAGUGCUUCAAUCCCUGGCGAAAACGUUGCUGUGAGGCUGACAGGAGAAAGAGACGACGGAGAAGGAGCACAGACAUAAACCUGCAGAUAUUUAACAAUCUACAAGAACAGCCAGUAUUCUAAGAUGAGGAACGAUUUUUGCUGCUUCCUGAAGGGCCUGUGUGAGAAACCACCGAAACUUUCGACUGAAAUAAUCGUGAACCAAAGGAAGUUUCAAACCUGACAGAGAUCUGGCACUGAAAGUAACUUGGCAUGAAUUUAUGAAGGGGAGAGACGUGUAGCACUGACCUUAGCACUGAUCUUAGUUAGCACUGACCACGUUUUCUGCUUUCUUUACCCUGUUCACAGUUUUUAGAUAAACUACCAGAAAGUUUACAAUAAAACUUCUCCAGUAUAACCAUGGAGGAAGUGGUAAAAACAGAAUCGCACAGAAACUGUCAGCGUCUGCUGCUGCUUCCCUGUCUUCACUUUGUUGAAGAGAAGCGCUUCAAGCCACGUUUUCUUUUACCCUCAAAUAUUCACACUUGGGUUUCUUGGGUUUUGUUUCUGUGUAGAGCAGCUGUGAAGAUUCACCAGAUCUGCCUGACACAAUGUCUUUCCACAUAUCAUCCUUUGUUUUCAUUUACAGGCCGUUUGUAUCGUUACAUUAUUUCGAUGCACUUACACUCCUUACUGCCUAUUUCCAAAUGUUUUCUGUCUCCAUAAUGUGAACUGGAAGCUUUUUGCAGAGACUUAAAUGUAACAGAUCAUGGGAGCUGCUGCUACUUGCAAACACAACAAAAGCAAAUAAAUAAUGAUUUUGUAUUGUUUUUUUUUCUAUCAUAUAUUGAGACAUUUACUUAUAUGGUAAUAAAUUUUAUUACGACUGGCAUAAGA